UCACUUUUUGGUGGUUUACAGGUUAAUGUGUGGUUAACAAACUUACAGACAUUUUAAUUUGAUUUUAUCUACAUAUUUAGGCUGCUAUUUUACAUCGAGAAGAUGGACGAAAACCUUCCUGAUCUCACUGAGGAGUUCAAGCAGUUUUUCAUACAGGAACUGUUGUGGUUAAUGGGGAAAUGGCUGUUCUUAAAGGACAAGAACUCCAACCUGCGAGAAGUAUCACUAUUAGUGAUACAGGCCUUUACUGAAAUUUCUGUACCAGAGCAGCUAAUAAUUCUGGGAAAGAAUUCUGUUCUCUGCAGAGUUGAGGAGGCUGGGAAAGUGCUGUGUAUUAUUGCAGAGAGGUUUGGCUUUGAAAAGUUUUAUACGUUACUGGAUCUAGAGAAUGUCAACGGUAAACUGCAGGCCUUAUUUCCAGAGUGCGUUAAUAUCAUCAAAUAUGACAGUUUCCAAGUUGAUGAAAUAAAGCUUCAGUCUGCCUUCAGAAGUAUGGAGAAAGCAGAGACCUAUGAUGUUUCUAUACAUCGCGAUGAGGUUGUAGGAUUUCUCCACAAUAAUCCUACUGAAUCUAACUUCCUCUCAUAUGAUAUUUUCCAAGGUAACUUAAACAAAUUUUUAUUUAAAGCUUCAUGUGUUAUAGGGAAUGUUCACGAAAAAUGA
Molecule: messenger RNA, 663 nt
Organism: Eurytemora carolleeae
Lineage: Eukaryota; Metazoa; Arthropoda; Copepoda; Calanoida; Temoridae
Exons: 4
Coding region: 103-663 (186 amino acids)
Source: RefSeq, a predicted model, not a curated record